Darwinula stevensoni is the source of this 1779-nucleotide messenger RNA. The record is from the annotation of a GenBank genome assembly. Lineage: Eukaryota; Metazoa; Arthropoda; Ostracoda; Podocopida; Darwinulidae.
AUGGGGUAUGGAGACGAGGUGAGUCCUCCCAUGAUGUAUGGACCAAGUAUGGUAACUCUAGGAUCUCCUAUCACCCUCUACUGCAACGUCUCUGCAUCUUCCAAUGACCAGACCAUCCGUUUGGAGUGGAGGUAUCCAGCGAAGGAGGAACAGGAGGAUGGAAACGAAACGGAUGGAAUAAAAAAAAGAAUCAGAACUGUUGAAUACAACAACGGGAUGUCUUUCACACGCCUGAUCGUGAGCAAUGUCACUUCCGGUGAUAAUGGAUCCUACUACUGUCGUGCUAUAACCACCAGCAGUAAAAUAGAAACUGUUCAUAAUGUCACCGUUCUUGAAAAGCAGGUGAAACUCACAUCCAAGAACGCAACUGGAUCUGUGAGUUUGGGAGGGAACAUAACAUGGGUGGUGGAGUUGGAGGUAGACGCCGAAGCCGAGCCAAAGCUCGUCUUCAAGCGCAACGAAAUGGAACUCACUCCAGGCGAUAAAUAUACAAUUGAGAAGGACUGGAAGGAGAAAAAAGUAGCAAGCAUUCAGAUAAAAAACAUCAGGGAGAACGACUACGGUCGCUACGACUUCGAAGCAAUCACCGGAUUGCAUCGUCGGACGAUCUCAUUCGAGCUCAGGAAAGUCAAGAGCGCUUCAAUAGCAGGUGCCCUUGGGGCAUCUGGCAUCACAGCCAUAUCUGCUGCAGCUAUUUCGGUCGUGGCUCUCAUAGCGGGCUCAAUUUCCUACUACCGAUUCAGAAAGGAGAAAGCCCGAAACAUCGCUUUGUCCAACGAGGAGACUGAGCGAUUCCUGAAAGGACAGCCAGAGAGCUUGAAUCCAGCAAUGGGGCUCAGCGAACAAGCACAUCUUCUCCCGUUUGAUGAGCAAUGGGACUUCCCACCAGAUAAGCUGAAACUUGGGGAUCUGGCGAUGAUCGUGGAAUAUUGCCCCUUUGGGAGUCUGGAUAAGUUUCUGAGGGCAAACAAAGAUGGCUUCGUCAAUCAGAUAGACCCUCACACAAAAAUUAUAAACGACAACAUUAGGAAACAGCAGCUUCCUACCGAAGAUUCUUCUUCUAAAGAAGCUGCAAUUGAAGCUAAGAGAGAGGGAACACAAGGGGUGAAGGAAUCGAGAAAUCCUCCGCCGGCUGAGAACGCCGUUCGGAAGUCCACAGAGGGAAGCGACCUCGCGAGACGAUUCACCACCAGCAAUCUCGCCUCUUGGGCCUACCAGAUAGCUCAAGGCAUGGAAUACUUGGUUUCCCGAAAGCUCUACCAGGAAAUGAACAAGCCAUACCAAGAAAAAAACGCCGAGUACUUCCAGACCAAGACGGACUACCUACAGAUGAUACCAGUUAAAUCAGAUGACGGAUACAUGCGACCCUUGAGAAGUCAGGAUGCAUACGGCGAAAAAUAUAACAUCACAGUCACACAUAAAUAUGUGAACUCGGAGAUUUCUGAACCGAAGGUCUACUACCUCCCGAUGACUGCAAGCAAGGUACAAGUUGACCUCCAGGAAAAAUAUGAAUCACAAGUCAAAAAUGAAAUUCCAGGGGCACAUGGAGUAGUCACUGAGGACCCAACUUUCCGGAACGAGCAGCACCGAGCCACUGGAUCUGAGUCAAGGUUUGUUGGGAGAUUGAAUGCAAUUGUCGAAGACCUCAGCCUUGAGCCCGAAAGAGAGCGGGGCUGCGACGAAACCGCACCGGAUCAUACAGCUGCCGUGUUGGAACCGGUUGCACCAGAAGUAGGCAGACCCCUACGUGUAGGAAUGUUGAUAAAGACAGACUCAUGA